UUGUGACUGCGCGCGGCCCCGUAGCUCUGUGUCGCGCUCUCGCGCCAGAGUCAUGGGGUAGGUGUGGGAGGGGGUGUGUCGAGGGUAGGACAGCGCGGGCCACAUAGCAGUGACGUGAGGGACUUUUGGCACGGUGAUUGGCGUUGUCUGGGCGGCUGCUGCGCGGUGAUUGGCUUGCUAGAGAUGGGGGCGGGUCCGGCGCUGGCAGCCGUUAGGCUGGCUGACUGGGAUGGGGGGGUGAGGCAGCGGGGCUGAACAUGGCGCGGAGCGGCCGGGCGCUUGGGAAGGUGCUCGCCGAAAGGCUCACGGCGCCGCACAGAAGUGUUCUCAGGCACUUGGCCUCAUGUGGUAUUCUGAUGAGCAGAAUUCCUCCAAUGCAAGCAUCUGUAACAAACCGUACCUUCGCGGGAAGAACUUUCUUCAACAUUGCUUCACCAUUCGGAAACAAAAGAAAAGAAUAUUCUGAGAGAAGAAUUAUAGGGUAUUCCAUGCAGGAAAUGUAUGAAGUGGUAGCUGUUGUGGAGGACUACAAACUCUUUGUUCCUUGGUGUAAAAAGUCAGACAUAUUAUCCAAACGUUCUGGGUACUGCAAAGCCCACUUAGAAAUAGGAUUUCCUCCUGUGGUAGAGAAGUAUACGUCAGUUGUUACCCUAGUGAGACCUCACUUGGUUAAGGCAUCCUGCACAGAUGGGAAACUAUUUAAUCAUCUGGAAACAAUGUGGCGUUUCAGUCCGGGAAUCCCAGGUUAUCCAAGAACGUGUACCUUGGAUUUUUCAGUUUCUUUUGAGUUUCGUUCACUUCUACACUCUCAACUUGCUACAUUAUUUUUUGAUGAAGUUGUUAAACAGAUGGUAGCUGCCUUUGAAAGAAGAGCAUCCAAACUCUAUGGCCCAGAAACUAGUAUACCUCGGGAGCUAAUGUUUCAUGAAAUUCAUCACACAUAAAGGGAAAAAAGUUAACUCUACCUUUUAUUAUACUCUAAUUUGUACACCUUAUUUAUAAGAGGUGCUUUUCUUGGUGGGUGUCUAUUUAACUUAGCUUUGUGUGUAAUAUACUGCUGUACAAAACAUGCAUAUAAGAUGGAACCAGAUGUACAUAGAGGAAUAUUCAAGCUUCAAGUGCAAUUCAGGGUGUGAUGUUUGUAACAAGCUGAGUGGCAGCAACUGUAAGCUAGCCAACCAAGAUUACCUUUACCUUGCCAAACAGUUUGAUUAUAGGAUGAACAGCACAUCAGCAUUACUGCCUUAUCUAAACUGUUAAGUUUUUUGCAGUGUUUGUAAUAAGUGUAUGAAGUUUAAGUUAUUAACAGUUUUUGAACAUAUGUAACUUAUUCUCAUGGUAUCAGUAUCAACCCAAACAAGUUCAGGAAAAGUUUAAGACAACUGCCUGUAACUUCCUGCUUUUCCCUGCAUCAGGAAUACUAGACUUGUGCUUCAAAAAAAGACUGAAAGAAGAAUGCAUUAAUGGAUGGUUUCAAUCCAUUUUAUCUGCCAAGGCUCCUGCGGACAAAGCAGUGCCAUUAGUAGAUUAGUAACUGUGGUAAAAAAUAUAAACUGAUACAUUACAGAAAUUAAGAGCAGCAAUUACUUGUUCCACAACUUGCUGAUGUAGACUAAAUCAGUGUGGCAUUGUACAAAGUAUAUGUAAUUCACUUAAACACAAAAGGUCUAAAGGGAGCAAUUAAAGGAAGCUUUUUAAAAGUCUACUUAAAUCCACCCAGUCAGUGCUACCAUCAAACAGAUUAUUAUAACAUUAAAACAACAAAAAGGGGUAAAUCAAGAAUUCUUGAAUGCAUUUGAUGGGCAGGCACUAGGGCUAGUCCUUUCUCUUAUAACUGUCUAUAUUCCCCCUCCUCCCCAAAAGCAAGCUGGAGCUAAAUUGUCUCAAAAAUUAAAGCUAUAAAUUAAGUGAAUGAAGAGAUCUGCAUUUUUUCUAUUAUAUUGAAUUGCCUAACUCCUGUUUUAAUUUUACCAUUAGAUCAAGUCUGAAAUAAGUGAAAUGUUUAGCUUCAAAUCUAAAGUUUACCCCUUUUCCCUUUCAGAAAAGUUAGAUGUAUUAAGUGUAUAUAGAGUAGAUAUCCCAGGAAAAAAGUAAAUCCCUUCAGAUUCCUAAACUGAGUAGAUUUAAAUCAGUUCAGGCACUACACUGAGUGCAGCAUUUCCCUCCCCAUAGAAUAGCUUCACUGUUUGCUGGGAACAGGGAACCAUGAGACUGACUAGAGUUUUCUGUCCCUCUGCAAACUUUAAACUGAAGGAAAAUUUUCUCCCACUUUCCCUGGAGGACAUCAUGAGUUGCAACAUUCUGCAUGCAGCUGCAGAGGUAUGGUUCUUUAACUUCAGGUGUUAAAAACAUACAACCCAAUGUGUUUAAAGCAGUGACCAAAAAAAAAAAAAAAAAAAAAAAUUCUCUCCUCCAUGUUCUAGUAGGGUGUCUGGUGAUACAAAACUGUUAGUCUUCAAUGUGGAAGGUACUCAUUUACUUUUUACAAGACCUGCUAAUUCUCGUGUAGAAAACACAAGAUUCCUUUUAAAAUAUCCCAGGCAAUUCAUUCUUUCAUACCUUCACAGUUCUCCCAAACACUGCUGCUAAAAGGAUCCAAUACAUGAAAUAGAAUUAGUACUCAAUAGGUAGAGUGAUAAGUCCCUGGCCAUAGCUUACUACUUCAACUACGUUAAAAUUUAAGAUCAGUUUUUCUUAAGAACUGUCAGUUGAGCUUGUGGUCUACACUCACUCUCCAUGGAGAGGAGGAUUGUUUCCUAAACAAAUUCUCCAUCCCUUCCCAGCACUAACUGUCAGAUUUCUAGCGGAGUUUAAAUGUGAUCCUGUUAUCAUUAGGUUUGAUUGUUAAAGGUUUAUGGACAGGUGAAUAAGGUGAUACAUUUCAUAACUUUGAACAAUCUUUUAUUACACAGAGGUUGUCACAUAAUUGUAUAUUUGUCUCUGUACAAUUUAAGUCUUGCACACAAUGGCUUCAUCUGAACUUUGCUUAGUGGCAAGCACCAUUAAAUUCUGAUUAAACAGAAUUUCAAGUGCCUUAAUCGAUUAAAUUUAAAGCAGAACAUUGGUAUGUAGAUCUUGCACCCAGUAGCAGGAAUGUACAAAUGUCUUUAUUGAAAAAUACAAAAUAAUUUAUCUGUAGGCAUGGACAGUGACUGUAAACAGUUACAUGAGUUAAAUGAAAUCCAGUAACUAAUGGUUACAGUGAUUCUUUUAAACACCAGCCUCACUUCAGUCACUAUCCACCCCUUGCACUGACUUCUGAAGCUUUAGCAAACUGUCAGUCUCAACCAUCACAGUUCACAAUGUAUCAGUAUUCCAGGAAUUAGAACAUGCCACCUCCCAUUCCUCCACCCAUUCCGCCCAUGGGCGCUUCCUUUUCCUCUUUAGGAAUUUCAGUAACUACAGCUUCUGCUGUGGAUAAAAGGGAAGCAACACCUGCAGCAUCCAUCAAGGCAGUUCUUACAACCUAAGAGAAUGAGGGGGGA
Molecule: messenger RNA, 3485 nt
Organism: Dermochelys coriacea (leatherback sea turtle)
Lineage: Eukaryota; Metazoa; Chordata; Testudines; Dermochelyidae
Gene: COQ10B
Product: coenzyme Q10B
Exons: 5
Coding region: 258-944 (228 amino acids)
Biological process (GO): ubiquinone biosynthetic process; cellular respiration
Cellular component (GO): mitochondrion
Molecular function (GO): ubiquinone binding
Source: RefSeq, a predicted model, not a curated record